AUGAAGGUGAAUCUUGAUCAAAUCGAGUUCUACCAUGGCCCAAGCGGCCAGCUGCCUUCUCCUGGUGGCAAACAGCUACCUCCUCCUCAAUUUGCACGGUCCUCCCAGCCUUCUUUUGCCACUGGGUUCGCCUUCCGGCCAGGGCUGUUUGAAGCCCCCCUAGAACGGGGACGGCCAUCGGCCGUUACUUCCCAAGUAUGGAACGCAUUUGAUAUCGAGAUCAACAAAACCUACGGCGACGUCGGGCACCAAACGGCAGAAGAUUCUGAGCCCACGGCGACAACAGCCGCGCCGGUUACUCUUGAUAUUCCGUUAGAUCUGGGGAGUUACUCCUUGGCUUUGUCAGAGUCAGCACCAAUUAAAGCCUCCACUCCCGAGACACGGCAAAACGACCUCCCGGCAAGCAAUGCCCCUGGCAAUCUAUUCGCCUAUGGCAUCUCCCAGCAAGAAUCAGCCAAGCCGGAGGUGUCUGCCACUGGCACCUGCGGCUCAGACUGUGUCGACGCUGGGUACUGCGGAAAGGAUACAGAGUCACGCUGGGCAUCUGAUCUCGGUGGAAAUCCAUGCGCUCAUGCUCCAGAGCGGGCUAAGGACGUUGCCGGCACUGCCGAAGCCACGUCACCCGCAUCUGGCCCGUCCGCUCAGUCGAACGAGUAUUCUAGUCCAAAAUCUUCUGGGGCUCCAACGGCGCCAACUUCCGAUAGCCUGGUGCGCUACCCAUCAAUAGCUGUGGUUGUACCGCCACCGUCGUGGAAGCAAGGAGCCAUCAGGACAAGCACAAGGGUCGCUGCGGCAGCCUGCAACAAGCGACUUCGCUCAGGCCGAGACGUCGGCAACCAACAAGAUCGGGAUGUGCCUUUCCCCAACACAGAGCGGCCGAGUCAGAAGAGGCAGAAACGAAGGCCUGCAAAUAAGCUUCAUCAUAGCCCCCAAGGCCCUUCAAUUCCUGCUUCGUGUCAUUGUUCUGGUGAUAUCCGCGGGCUCCGCGGGAGUGCCUUCCUCACCGUUGAGUCUAGUUCUGGCCUGAAACCAGCAUACUACUUUACCUUCGUGCCUGACACAAGCCCGAUACUGUCUCGACCGAAUAUGGCGGAUACUCCAGGGAAACAAAAACCGUACUCAUCGGACGAAAAUGCGCUGUUGGUGCGGCUGAAGGAAAGGGAGGGACUGAGUUGGUCAGAGAUUGCUAAACAAUUUCCUGAGCGAAAUAUGUCAUCGCUCCAAGUUCACUAUUCAACCAAACUACGCCGCAAGGCAAGUACUCGACCCAAAAAGGUAGUCCUAAUGUGAUCCUCACCUCAAAGGUCGUCGAAAAUCAAUUAUUCGAGGGGCACCUCAAGGAAGGGGAAUACCAAGGGACCACCAGUUGAUAACAGGCGAGCCAGGAGGGCCAGGAGGGCAUUGCUGGAUCGGUCCAUCAAACGAGGAGGAGAAGCGUCUUGGGCGUUGUUAGAGAAAGAAGGAUAGUCAGCGCGCUGCUCCGGCAUUGUAUUCCAAGAAGAGGAUGGAGCAGGCCGUUGAAUAAGAAGAGCACUGUGAUAAAGAGAUAUUAUUUAUUUGCCCGCG
This is a messenger RNA of Aspergillus ibericus CBS 121593, 1566 nucleotides long. RefSeq names its product SANT/Myb-like DNA-binding domain-containing protein. The transcript is spliced from 2 exons. Bases 1 to 1290 code for a protein of 429 amino acids. NCBI's taxonomy places the organism in Eukaryota, Fungi, Ascomycota, Eurotiomycetes, Eurotiales, Aspergillaceae. The record is from RefSeq and is a predicted model, not a curated record.